Cynocephalus volans (Philippine flying lemur) is the source of this 4767-nucleotide messenger RNA. It is a transcript of the gene FAM107A, whose product is annotated as family with sequence similarity 107 member A. Gene Ontology annotation, biological process: actin filament bundle assembly; actin filament polymerization; regulation of actin cytoskeleton organization. The transcript is spliced from 4 exons. Lineage: Eukaryota; Metazoa; Chordata; Mammalia; Dermoptera; Cynocephalidae. The record is from RefSeq and is a predicted model, not a curated record. Gene Ontology annotation, cellular component: stress fiber; neuron projection; synapse. The coding region runs from base 494 to 928 and encodes 144 amino acids.
CACACACACACACAUACACACACACUCUCCCCCACACACUCUCUGACACACACUCACACAUGUUCACACACACACAUACACUCCCCCACACACUCUCACACACUAACACUUACACACACUCACACGCAUACACACUCUCCCACACACACUCCCUGACACACACUCAAACACACUCACACACACAUACACACACACUCUCCCCCCCACACUCUCACUUACAGACUCACACACACUGACACACACACUCACACACUCAGUUUCUUGACCGCGAAAGUGCUGCGCGGUUCCACCCGCCGCCGGUCUCUGAAGCGGAGACGCACACAGAGCGCGAAGGCGUCUGCCGGGGGAGGUUUGGGGCAGGAGAGCGGAAAACGGGCACGACCCGAGCAGCAGCCGUGGGGCGUACAGGAGCACAGGACCAUGGCCCGCUGCUGAGGGACCUGCUGUCCAGUGGGGCGUGACACAGGGGGCGGAGGAGCACGUUACAGCCUCAAUGUACUCAGAGAUCCAGAGGGAGCGGGCGGACAUUGGGGGCCUGAUGGCCCGGCCAGAGUACAGAGAGUGGAAUCCAGAGCUCAUCAAGCCCAAGAAGCUAAUAAACCCCGUGAAGGCCUCCCGGAGUCACCAGGAGCUGCACCGGGAGCUGCUCAUGAACCACAGAAGAGGCCUUGGCGUGGACAGCAAGCCGGAGCUGCAGCGUGUCCUGGAACACCGCCGUCGCAACCAGCUCAUCAAGAAGAAGAAGGAGGAGUUGGAGGCCAAGCGGCUGCAAUGCCCCUUCGAGCAGGAGCUGCUGAGACGGCAGCAGAGGCUGAACCAGCUGGAAAAACAGCCAGAAAAGGAAGAGGACCAUGCCCCAGAGUUUAUUAAAGUCAGGGAAAACCUGCGGAGAAUUGCCACGCUGACAAGUGAAGAGAGAGCACUGUAGAGCUGGCUGCUGGGGCUCUGGCCCCCGCCACCCACCCCUGCCCAGACACUCUCCUCCAGCCCUUCCAUACCUGGCAGCCCUGGACCCCAAGCCUUGAGACAUCCAUGCUGUUCACACCUGCUCAAUAGAAAUGUGUCAUCCCAGAGGGCCUGGAAAUCCCUGGGAAGCUGGGGGCCCCUAAGCUUCUAGGCUUUUCCUUCUCAGCGCCCACCCCUCCUGCUCUAAGAGGAAGCCACUGCAGGGAAAACUUUCACAAAGGACCCCCUCCCUAGAGGGGAUUCUCAGCCCUGCAGACAAGAUUUUUCUGGCAGAAUUGGGAAGGAGAGACAGGUGGCCCUCUAGCCUGACAAGCCCUCCAUUCUGCCAGGCAGUCCCAAUAGGACCCUCUGAGGCCCCAUGGGGCCCUGCUUCUAGCGUAGCUCAGCUCCUAGGUCUCAGAGAGCUCCCCUGCCAAUGAUUUUACCUGCAGCCUGGUGUGGGGCAGCUAAGCAGAGCUUAGCUUCAAGGACACCUGCCUUAAAAGCCACCAGGGGAGAAAGGCUCACGGGCAGCUGUCUGCAGUGAGGAAGGGCAGGGAAGUCCUCGGCACCUUGUGGCUCAAAUCCCAGCCCUUCACAGGCAGGAGGGGACUAACACAGACAGCUUUUAGGGUUUGCCAGGCUUCCCCCCACACCCAUGCUUUUAUUUUCUCCUCUCCAUAGCCCUCCCUGUCCAGUCCUUGAAACCAUACCUAUCCGGGGCUGCAACAUUCCUGCUCCCAGAAGUCUAGAACAGCACUUCACAAACUUUUCUGUGCAUACAAGUCACGUUAAAAUACAGCUUUUGACUCAGUAGAUCUGGGGUGGGGUCGAGAAUCUGCAUUUCUAACAAGCUCCCAGGUGUGGCUGAGGCUGCUGGUGUGAGCAGCUGGUGUGGUGUACCCAGGGGUGGUAAACAUUGGAAAUAUUAUUCCCGAAGCCAUCACUGCCCCCUCUAACUUCCACGGACCUCUGCCCUGGGGGUUCCCAACCCCACAAACUCACCUGGCCCCACCCCACCUCUGCAGCCCCCAGGACUCUUCAUUCAUUGCCUACCCCAGCCCACCCUAGGGAUACUCCCCCAGGGAGACUUUGACCUAGCAAAUUGUGUUGGUCAUGUGAUUGUUGUUUUUACUAGAAAUGUAUAAAUUGCCAAUCUGUAUUUCUUACUGGUGUGACCACACUGUUAUGAUGUAAUUCUAGUCAAAAAAAAAAAAAAAUGUUUCUUGCCUUUUUCUACAGCCUUAUGGAAAGCAAAUAUACGAUGAUUUCCAGUCAGCUUCUGGAAAUACGAACACAGUGGUUUGAAGAGCCCACUGCACCUGUAUGUCCCUUUGAGUCCACAUUUCCAGCCUGUGUCUCUUGAGACCCAGCCCCUACCUGGGCCAGCUCCAGUGAAUCCACCCAUUUUUUUUCCCCAAAAAUUCCCUUCCUGUGCAAGACCCAAUAUUUUAACCUUUUCUCCUAUCCCAUUUUUAAAGAUUUAGAGAAUAAACCAGGCCUGUUUCUUUUCCCCCAAAGAAUAAAAUCCCUGCCUCUGGCUUUAUAAACCUAUCUCUGAAGGUGACGGAGCAGUGCUGGGAAAGCAUCUCCUUUCACUCCCCCAAAACUUCCAGAAAGAGCUGCCACGGGAAGCAAAGGUGGGACUGACAGGAGGAAAGGGAUUGUCCUGGUCUUACGCCUCACUGGGUGGUUUGAGGGCGACUGAUGACAUUGUCCUUUUCCUGUGUGUGUGCCAGCAUAGGGGUGGAAAUAUAGACAUGCUACUUGUGUGUGUGUGCAUAAGUUGAGCUGUAAAAGGCUCCUGAAUGUGACCAUCUUGGUGAUGAUGUGGUAAUACUGUUUGAAAUGUCUGCCAGGUGAGGGGUAUGCUAAAGAUGCACAACCCCUAGAUAAAGACCACCACUUCUCCAAAGAAGUCGCCCUCAGGGGUCAAUGUGUUGUUCUGACAUAUGAAGAGAAGCAAGACAGUGUCCUGGAUGGAGUAGAACCAUCCAAGGGAAUGCUUGGGGUUUCACCCAGUGGUCCCCAGAGGUGCUCCAUAGAGGCAUUGAGUCAUGGAGAUGAAGCCCCAGAAGUAGAAGGGACCUCAAGCACCAGGGGAGCUGUGGCAGACACCCAUGGUUCACUCUCCAGUGGUCAGACCCAACUCUUAUCACUCUAGCCACCUCCCAGUGUAGUGGCUAUAAAUCCAGAUACUCACUGUUCCAGCCUCCUUUGCAGCUUGGGGUGACCAUGUGACCAGGUAUGACCAGUGAAAUUACAAAGGAAGCCAACAAGAGCUUCUGGGAAAGCUUAUGCUUUUCUGAUAAAGGAGACAGGCAUGCUUAACACCUCCCUGCCCCUCACUUCUUCCUGCCUUGAUUGAGGAUGUGAUGGCUGGAGCCACAGCAGCCAUCUGGCUGUCAUGAGGAAAAGGCCAAGACAGUUACAGAGAUAUCAACUCUGUCAACAUUUGACUAAGCCAAUGCCAGCAGCCAUACUUCUCCAGAAUUCCUGUAAAUAAAAAUAAACUUGUUUAAGCCACUGUUGGUCAGCCUUUGUUACUUGCAACCAAAAGCAUUCCCAACUGACAUAGAUGGCCAGCCCCAUCUGCCCAGAAUUACAUGCUAAAAACCCAGAUUCCUCUUUCCCAUCAGAAACCUAUUAGAUGAGGAUCCCCAGCUGCAGUGCCUAGGAUCUGUCUUACUACACCCUCUCCAUAUAGCCUACCUGGCACAAGACUGAGAACUGGCACUUGGGCAUCACUAAUUCACACAUUAUUCAACAAGUAUUUGUUGAGUGCCUGCUCUGUGCCAUGAAGGAUGCCAUGGGCUGGGGCACCAUGGACAAGAAAACAGAUGAAGUGCUGGCCCUUUGUGUGAGCCAUCACAGCAGCCUCCUCUAACAGGUCCCCCUGCUACUGCCUUGCCCCUACACCCUGUCUUCAGCAUAGCCGCCAAAAUGGUAGUUACCAUCUAAGGCAGAUCCUGUCACUCAGCACAGAGCCCUCUGCUGGCUCCCAGUGGAGUCCUUCCUGUGAUCUAUAAGGUCCUGUGUGUCAGCUGCCUCCUACCCUCUGACUCCUUCCCUCCGCUCUACCCCUUGAUCACACUCAGGCACGCCCACCUGCCAUUCUUGGACCAGGAGUGGUCUUCCCUCAGAGAGCUGCCCAGCCACACCAUUUCAGGUCACUUUCUUCAGGUCUCUGGCCACCCUAUCUAAACUCUCAACAUCUACACUCUUCCCAUCCCUGCCUUAUUUUUCCUCCUUACCAUGUAUUACCAUCGAACAUACAUAUACAUAUUUUACUUAUCUUGUGUGUCUCUCCUAAUUAUGUCAGUGUAGAGGAUUCAUAAAGCAAAUGUAUCUCACAGGGCCUGGUUUUCCAAAGCCUUGCAGUUUCAAAUAUUGACACUUGCAAAGGACAGGAAAUUUUCCCCAGGCUAUUGAGUCUCUCUUGCAAAAUAAGAAUUGUAACACAGUAAGGCUGCUGGUUCUAAGACAGACAAGUUACUAAUUGAUAUGUAAAGUUACUAAAAAGCUGCUAAAGGGAAAAGGAAUGUUUGCUAAAUCAAGCCUUUGUUAGUGGAUCACUUAAUUGCCUAACAGAAUGUCGUCUGACUUGUUUUUACUGAAUGUUACAGCUUCUAUUGUAAAACUUGUUAAACUGUACUUAGCAAAACCCCACCUAUGUCUCUUCCUGUAACUUCUUGGUCUGGAGAAUAAAUGCAGGAGGAGAACCCCAAUUUGUGGUUAAUUUCCCAAAUGGAAGAAAUGACUCGUGCUUGAGGAAGUUUUGGGAUAUUAAUCCCUUUCUGGGGCUUCUCACUGCUCAAAACA